Macrosteles quadrilineatus (aster leafhopper) is the source of this 1561-nucleotide messenger RNA. RefSeq lists its product as uncharacterized. The coding region runs from base 23 to 655 and encodes 210 amino acids. NCBI's taxonomy places the organism in Eukaryota, Metazoa, Arthropoda, Insecta, Hemiptera, Cicadellidae. The record is from RefSeq and is a predicted model, not a curated record. The transcript is spliced from 3 exons.
UUUCAUACUUUGACACCAGUCAAUGUCUCACAGUUAUAUGGUCUUAUCAUUUGUGCAUUCCUUUUUACACAUUAUGUUCAAAACUGGGUUUUGUUUUGUGUUGUUGGCAGUCUUAUCUAAUGUAUACACUGAAUCUGCAUCUACAGAGAUUAACUCUGCCAAUAGCAUAAGUUCUUCAACCAGUCAAGGACCUACCUACACCGUAGAAACAUUGUUACAAUCCAACAACGAAGGAUGUGUCGAGACUAUAGUGGUGGACGGGAACGAAGUACAAGACACACUGGAACUACCUUGCAAGAAGAACAGAAGAGGAAGAAAAGUGGUCAAUGAAAAUGGGAAAAUUGUGAUCGGAGGAGACCUUGGGGACAAUCAUGGCAUACUGGGAAACAAACCAAACUCACUUGUGAUCCUGAGGGAUGGAGGAUGUAAGGAAAGAUCCUACCCUCCCGUAGGAGAACCUGAAGAAGCGAGUCUUAACAAGGAGGAGUGUGAAGAGGUGAGAAAGGAUAUGCAGGAAACUCAGAGGAUAGCUAAGGAUAAGGAUAAGGAGGAGAAAAUGUUUGACUUCGGAAACGAUGAAACCAAUACGUUGGGAUUGACUGGUGGUUCAGCUUUUAAUACCGAUUCUUUCAAAAUGCUAGGCAUUAGGUUUUAAAUAUUCCAAAUUAUUUAAUGGUAGUAAAUAUAUUUACAAUCGUAUUAAUACAUUAUGUAUGCAAUCUGAAAGAGACUUAUCAAUAACACCUACUCAAUAAGACGCAUAUCUAAGGCAAUAAAACUUUAAAUAAAACUAUUCAUACUGGAAAAAGGUUUUUAAUAAGUUAGGCCUGUGCUGCGUUGCUUAUUGAAAAUUGUAUACAUUUUAAUUUCACCACAGUGGCAUAUAAGUAGGUAAGGUGUACUUGAAGGUAUUAUUGAUGUAAAUAAACUAUUAUUUUCCCACUUUAAAGAAUGAUCAGAGGUUGAUUUCAAAAAUGUUUGCCAAAUAGUAGGAAUUAAUUGCGGAAUUUAAAUUCCUAAAAUUUUACUUGACCUUAUUGUCAGAUUAUUUAAAAGUUGUCAAUCAUCCUUUUUAUUUAUUUUUAGUUUGAAGAAACAGUUGGGUAGAUUUACUUAUCAGGAUAUUCAAAUGUGUGUUUUCAAAUGAAUUGAAUUAUAACGUGGUUACAGGCUUUUCUGUUUAAUAAAUAACGUUUUACCCUACAUUUUUAGCACCCUGACUUUUGUUAUCCCUAUGAAAAGGAAUUGUACCCAAUUAAAGUUUCUAACGAAAACAUCUAAUACAGUUCCUUAUGUUUUUAAGAACAGUUUUUUUCACAAGGUUUGUAUCAGAUACACUGGAUCUAUAAGUCACUUAAAAUUGCUCAAAAUGCAUAUGGUAUCGUUUUAUUAUUGUGUGCUAAGUAAAUAUACAUAUAGACCAAUAAUUAUUUUCAAUAAAACAUUAAAUUCAUGUUAAAUAUUGAAGUUGCAUACGGUUGAUUAAAACUAGUUUAAAAUCAAGUUUACAUCUUUGAACACUGUACAAACUCUAGUAGACGACGUUUAUAUUUCGAAUGGA